UAGCGUCGCCGAUGUUGUUUUCGCUCCUUCUUCGUGAGAGUCCUCGGGCGUGAACACAACCGCCAUCAUGUCGGGAGGAUUGAGUGUUAUGGCUUUGGAAGAGAAUGAUGUGACGCGGUUCCUGGCCGCGUCCACUCAUCUCGGAUCCAGCAACAUGAACUUCCAAAUGGAACAAUAUGUUUUCAAGCGUCGCCAGGAUGGUGUGCACAUCAUUCAUCUGCGCAAGACAUACGAGAAGAUCUUGCUGGCUGCCCGUGCCAUUGCAGCCAUUGAGAACCCAGCAGAUGUGUACACCAUCUCUUCCCGCCCCAUGGGCCAGCGUGCUGUGCUGAAGUUUGCCCGUUAUACUGGCGCAACCCCCAUUGCAGGCCGCUUCACCCCAGGCGCCUUUACCAACCAGAUUCAGGCUGCUUUCCGUGAGCCUCGUCUCCUUGUGGUAACUGAUCCCAUCUCGGACAGGCAGCCAAUUACUGAGGCUUCCUAUGUCAGCAUUCCAGUUAUUGCUUUCUGCAAUACGGACUCCCCACUUCGCUAUGUUGACAUUGCCAUUCCUUGCAACAACAGGAGCCCCCAUUCCAUUGGUCUGAUGUGGUGGAUGUUGGCCCGUGAGGUUCUUCGUCUGCGUGGAACCAUCUCCCGCAACCUGCCAUGGGAGACAGAUGUCAUGCCUGAUCUGUUCUUCUACAGGGAUGCUGAAGAGCAAGAGAAGGAAGAAGCUGCCAAGGCUGAGGCCGCCAAGGCUGAGGCCGAGGCCGCCAAGGUCGAGACUCCUGCCACCGAGAACUGGGGCGCUGACGCAAAUGAUCCCGAUGCCGUGGCUGCUGCUGCCGGUGCUGGGGCUGCUGCCCCCGUGGCCGCCGCUGCUGCUGCUGCCCCCGUGGCUGCUGCUGCUGUCGCUGCUGCACCAGCAGCUACUGUUGAUGACUGGGGUCAGACUGGUGAUGAUUGGGCUGCUGCACCAGUUACUGGAGCUGGUGAUGACUGGGGAGGCGCAGCUGAUGGACCCUCCUGGUAAACAGAAAUAAAUAAUAGCUGCUGUAA
This is a messenger RNA of Penaeus indicus, 1041 nucleotides long. RefSeq names its product small ribosomal subunit protein uS2-like (gene sta). Lineage: Eukaryota; Metazoa; Arthropoda; Malacostraca; Decapoda; Penaeidae. The coding region runs from base 68 to 1015 and encodes 315 amino acids. Gene Ontology annotation, molecular function: structural constituent of ribosome. Gene Ontology annotation, biological process: ribosomal small subunit assembly; cytoplasmic translation. The transcript has 7 exons. The record is from RefSeq and is a predicted model, not a curated record. Gene Ontology annotation, cellular component: 90S preribosome; ribosome; cytosolic small ribosomal subunit.